AUGGCAGAUAACAUGACUGACGCUCAUCGAAGGUUCUUGCAGUUUAUGAUGUCUAAGGAGAUAGUAGAAGGAUCAGAGGCCGGAAAAAUGCACCAGCGCUGCUGUGAAACUGAUAACGUUUACUACGAACACGACAAACUGGAUGAUUUCAUUGGCACUAUUAAUAGCAAACUGCAGCCUUUGUCCAUGCAGAUACGGAAAGGAGUGUCACAAGACGAUGGGACAACACAUUACGCUCUAGUGAAUUUAGCAGAAAAUGAAAUUGCUAAAAUGGCAUCUGACUACACACAAAGGGAAUUACAAUUUUUGAGAAAAACAAUGGAGCUAAUACUUUCAUCAGAAAAGGGCUUUGUCUCAUCUGAAGAUAUUUUUAACAUGGCUACCCAACUUGGGACAAAGAAAAUGAAGAAAAAGAAAGCAGAACAAGCGCUGAAAGUUUUUGUGGAGGAUAAGUGGCUCUCUGAGAAAAAUGGAGAGUAUACUCUGCAUACUCGUUUCGUAAUUGAAAUGGAAGAGUACAUUCUCAGGAACUACCAGGAUGUGGCAAAGAAAUGUGCCAUCUGUGACAGUCUCGCCAUCCAGGGCCAAGGAUGUGAAUCCUGUGGAAUUCGAGUGCACUUACCUUGUGCCACAAAGUACUUCAGAGGCCAUUCAGUCGCGUCAAGCACACCGUUAUAA
This is a messenger RNA of Prinia subflava (tawny-flanked prinia), 678 nucleotides long. RefSeq names its product non-structural maintenance of chromosomes element 1 homolog. NCBI's taxonomy places the organism in Eukaryota, Metazoa, Chordata, Aves, Passeriformes, Cisticolidae. The coding region runs from base 1 to 678 and encodes 225 amino acids. Gene Ontology annotation, biological process: double-strand break repair via homologous recombination. Gene Ontology annotation, cellular component: nucleus; Smc5-Smc6 complex. The record is from RefSeq and is a predicted model, not a curated record. Gene Ontology annotation, molecular function: ubiquitin-protein transferase activity. The transcript has a single exon.